Molecule: messenger RNA, 1059 nt
Organism: Kwoniella mangroviensis CBS 8507
Lineage: Eukaryota; Fungi; Basidiomycota; Tremellomycetes; Tremellales; Cryptococcaceae
Exons: 11
Coding region: 1-1059 (352 amino acids)
Molecular function (GO): nitronate monooxygenase activity
Source: RefSeq, a predicted model, not a curated record
AUGCCAAUCGCUACCGAAUUAACGCGUAUCUUGGGGAUAAAGUAUCCCAUAGUUCAAGGUGGGAUGCAAUGGGUUGGAACCCCUCCUCUCGCCGCCGCUGUCGCCUCAGCGGGAGCUUUGGGCAUGCUCACCGCGUUGACGCAGCCUAGUCCCGAUGCCCUUCGAGAAGCUAUACGGGAGACCCGAAAACGCAUAGGAAGUGGACAAGGCAAAUUUGGUGUCAACAUCACAUUACUACCUUCGAUAAACCCGCCUGAUUACGCUGAAUACGCUCGAGCUGCUCUGGAAGAAGGUGUGGAUAUAUUUGAGACAGCAGGGAACAAUCCGAAACCCCUCAUCGAGUUUAUCAAGACAUAUAGACCACCAGGGCACUCAGCGUCAGAUGCUGUUCCGAAAAGAUUCGUGAUUCACAAAUGCGUGACAGUGAAGCAUGCUUUAUCAGGUCAGAAAAUGGGGGUGGAUAUGCUAAGUAUAGACGGCUUCGAAUGCGCCGGCCAUCCAGGAGAAGAUGAUAUUGGAGGGAUCGUUUUGCUUGCUAGAGCAGCCCAAGAGCUAUCAAUCCCAUAUAUCGCAUCUGGAGGUUUUGCCGAUGGUCGUGGUCUGGCAGCAGCUUUAUCUCUUGGAGCAGCGGGAGUCAAUAUGGGAACUAGAUUUAUGUGCACAGUCGAAUCUCCUAUACACCAGAAGAUCAAAGAGAAGAUAGUCGAGUCUACUGAAAAGGAUACUAUUCACAUCUUCCGUACUCUCCGUAAUACCGCUCGAGUAUAUCGAAAUGCCGUCUCAACUGAAGUCGUGAGACUGGAAAGAAGACCUGGAGGAGCCAAAUUUGAGGAUUUGAGAGAACUUGUCGCCGGGGCUCGAGGUAAGAAGGUCUACGAAACAGGAGAUCGCGAUGCUGGUAUAUGGUCUGCUGGCAUAGCCGUUGGAUUGAUCGAUGACAUCCCAAAUUGUAAAGACUUAGUGCUUAAGAUUGACAAGGACGCCUCAGACAUAAUCAAGGGGAUGAAUCGGUUGAUCAUCGAUGAAGAAGAGUAUGACACGGUCAGAGCUAAGUUGUAG